Messenger RNA from Rotaria socialis, 2442 nucleotides. NCBI's taxonomy places the organism in Eukaryota, Metazoa, Rotifera, Eurotatoria, Philodinida, Philodinidae. The record is from the annotation of a GenBank genome assembly.
AUGACUGAUAUUCGAAGUUUCUUCAAAAAAGGUUCAAUUGCAUCACCAUCAAGCAAUAAUAAACGAGUACGAGAACAACUGGAUAAUGACGAUGAAGAUAAUUUUAUACCAACAUCUGGCCACAAAUCACAAACAACUAAGCCGAAACCUGUAGAUGAGAAUGUUAUUGCAAUUAAAAAGUUUGAUAGUAUAACACCGAAAAAAAAGUUGAAAACUGAUGACAUCGAUCCAUUGGAAAAGAAGCGUCGAGUGGAAAAUUAUAAGAACUUUAUGAAUCGAGGUGGAGCAGAUGCUCCUGGUUCCAAAACAAUUCCAGAUGGAGCACCGAAUUGUCUUAAAAACUUAACAUUUGUGAUUUCUGGCAUACUUGAAUCUCUAGAACGUGAUGAAUGUAAAAGUCUAAUAGAAAAAUAUAGUGGUCGAGUAACAGGAUCGAUUAGUAGUAAAACAACACAUCUUAUUGUUGGCCGUGAUGGAGGUGAAUCGAAAUUAGAAAAGGCUCGAGAUCACAAAGUCAAAAUUAUAUCAGAAGAUGAUCUCCUACAAAUGAUUGCAACACGUCCAGGCGAUGAUAAAACGCCCAAAAAAGUCUUAGCUUCAAAUUCGCAACAACAACAACAACAACAACCACGACCUCCUCCAUCGCCGGUCAAAUCGAAACCAACAUCUAUUACUAUUGUGGGUGAUGUAGAUAAAGCUAAAGUUAGUUUAUCUACGCCUCCUUCAAUAAAAAAUGAUACACCAACAACUCCGAAACUAUCAAUAGAUGAAUCAACGCUCAUGUGGGCAGAUAAAUAUAGGCCUCGUACAAUGAAAAAUCUAAUUGGACAGCAAGGUGAUAAAUCUUGUGUUCAAAAAUUGACUGUCUGGUUACGUGAUUGGUAUACGCAUCAUGGACGUAGUGAUGAAAAAAUAAAAGCUAAACCGUCCACUGGUUUUAAUCGUAAUGAAGAUCCAGCUUUAUUCAAAGCUGCUCUUCUUAGUGGUCCACCUGGCAUCGGUAAAACAACAGCUGCUCAACUCGUCUGUGAACAUCUAAAUCUUGAAUAUAUUGAAAAGAAUGCUUCAGAUCAACGUUCAAAAAAAUUAGUAGCUACUCUUUCGAGUGAUUCUCAUAGUGUUGCUUCUUUUGUUAAUAAAUCAUCAUUAUCUAAUUGUGUUUUAAUCAUGGACGAAGUUGAUGGUGUAGCAGGUAAUGAAGAUCGUGGUGGUAUACAAGAACUUAUUGCACUUAUAAAACGAACUCGUAUACCAAUUAUCUGUAUUUGCAAUGAUCGGCAACAUAAAAAAAUACGUUCGUUAGCUAAUUAUUGUUACGAUUUACGAUUUUAUCGUCCAACUGUACAACAAAUUCGUGGUGCAAUGAUGACUGUUCUUCAUCGAGAAAAUAUUCAUCAAAUAAAACAAGAAACAUUAGAUGAUAUUAUUAAAUCGUGUAAUCAAGAUAUUCGACAAACACUUCAUUCUUUAAAUUUAUGGGCAAUAGAAGGUGAAACUAAUGCAAAAGCAGCUAAAAUGAUUGACAAAGCAGUUAAUAAUAAUCCAUUUGAAUUAUGUCGAUUAUCAUUUUCUGAUGAUUUACGGCAUAAGUCUUUAUCCGAAAAAAUCGAAAUAUUCUUCUUCGAUUAUCAAUUAAUGCCGUUAUUAAUUCAAGAAAAUUAUUUACAAUGUCAACCAACAUUACCAAGUUCAGACAGUGGAAAACGGAAAAUAACUGAUGUUGAAAAUUUAAGUUUACUUGUAAAAGCAGCUGAAAAUAUGUGUAUCGGUGAUGUAUGUUCACAGAUGAUCUAUAGUAGAAAUGAAAAUUGGUCUCUAUUGCCAUAUCAAGCAAUUUUUUCAACUGUUGCGCCAUGUUCAUAUGUUCGUGGUCAUCUUCGUGGCAUGGUCAAUUUUUCAUCAUUUUUCGGUCAACGAUCUCGAACAAAUAAAAAUGACCGACUACUAAAUGAAAUUGAAAAGCAUGUUUGUCUUAAAAUAGCAUCUGCUAAUAAACAACAAUUUAAUCUUGAUUAUUUGUCCUAUUUGGGUAAAAUUCUUAUUCAACCUUUACAACAAUCUCAACAGCAAGGCGUUGAACAAUGUAUUGCAUUACUCGAUGAAUACUAUCUUAAUAAAGAUGAUUUUCAAACAAUUAUGGAAUUAAAUACAUGGGGAAAAUCAGGUCGAAAUCCGUAUGAUCAGCUUGAUACACAAACAAAAUCUUCAUUAACACGUAUUUAUAACAAAACAAGUCAUCGAACACCGUACUCAAUAAUUGAUAUGAAAAAAUUAAAAAAAUCAAAAGGAGCUUUGGAUGAAGAUGACGAUGAAGAUAGUGGAGAUGGUGAUGAAGGUGAAAAUGACAACGGCGAAGAAGGUAACAUAGAAGAAGAUGCAAUGAUUAAAGUUGCUAAAAAACGUGCAGCCAAACCUACAGCUAAAAAAUCUCGAGCUAAAUAG